This is a messenger RNA of Camelus dromedarius (Arabian camel), 1994 nucleotides long. It is a transcript of the gene DNAJB9, whose product is annotated as DnaJ heat shock protein family (Hsp40) member B9. Gene Ontology annotation, cellular component: endoplasmic reticulum. Lineage: Eukaryota; Metazoa; Chordata; Mammalia; Artiodactyla; Camelidae. The transcript is spliced from 3 exons. Bases 270 to 941 code for a protein of 223 amino acids. Gene Ontology annotation, molecular function: misfolded protein binding; protein-folding chaperone binding. The record is from RefSeq and is a predicted model, not a curated record.
GUUUCGUGUAGGUCUUCUGAGGUGGAGGCUCCCGCAGCCGUCGCCCGCGAGUUGGGAGCGGGCUGAGAGGGGACGCGGCGGUGGCUUCGGCGGGAGGAGUGUGAGGUCGGUGUACAGGCGGCAGUGUGCGCGCGCCGGCUCCCGGAGGCCGCGGAGGCUGCGGAGGCCGGGGUUCGGGACCGAGCGGAGCAGCGGUGUGGUGUCAGUUGUCAGCGUCGCCGGCGCCUCGGCUCUGUGGAGGAACGGCAGUAGCCGGCGGGAUAUUAGAAAUGGCUACUCCCCAGUCAGUUUUCGUAUUUGCAAUCUGCAUUUUAAUGAUAACUGAGUUAAUUUUGGCCUCAAAAAGUUACUAUGAUAUCUUAGGUGUGCCAAAGUCUGCAUCAGAGCGCCAAAUCAAGAAGGCCUUUCAUAAAUUGGCCAUGAAGUACCAUCCUGACAAAAAUAAGAGCCCUGAUGCUGAAGCAAAAUUUAGAGAGAUUGCAGAAGCAUAUGAAACACUCUCAGAUGCUACUAGGCGAAAAGAGUAUGAUACAGUUGGACACAGUGCUUUUGUUAAUGGUAAAGGACAAAGAGCUAGUGGAAGUCCUUUUGAGCAGCCAUUUAACUUCAAUUUUGAUGACUUAUUUAAAGACUUUGGCUUUUUUGGUCAAAAUCAAAACACUCGAUCCAAGAAGCAUUUUGAAAAUCACUUCCAGACACGUCAGGAUGGUUCCAGUAGACAAAGGCACCAUUUCCAGGAGUUUUCUUUCGGAGGUGGGUUAUUUGAUGACAUGUUUGAAGAUAUGGAGAAAAUGUUUUCUUUUAGUGGUUUUGAUACUACCACCAAUCGGCACACGGUACAGACUGAAAAUAGAUUCCAUGGAUCUAGCAAGCAUUGUAGGACUGUCACUCAACGAAGAGGAAAUAUGGUUACUACAUACACCGACUGUUCAGGACAGUAGUUCGUUCUUUUUCUGUUCUCAAUAAACCCAAUUAGUUGGCUCUUCUUCAAUAUCUUUGAUGGAAAACAAUUUUGGGUGAACUGUUUUGACAAGUGCAUGAUUUCAUUUAACUUAAUAUAGCUAUUAAAUAUAUUUAAAUUGUUUUUGACAAAUUCAGCAACAUUUAGUUAGUAGAGAAAUAGCUAAUUAUUCAUUUCCCUGAUUAGGAAAGUUUCUUUAAAGAAAGAUACUACAAUUCUGCCUGAUCUUUUUUCUCUCUCUCCCCUUGGGCUUAUUAACAUGGCCAAUUUUAUUACCAAGAAAAGAAUGAGUUUCCCUGAUAAAUAUUUAAAGGUUAAACUUUAAACGUUAUUGUAGAUUAAGUUGUAUGAACUUGAAUGAUUUUUGAAGUGAAACCUUUGCUAAUUUAAAAUUGCAUGCUCUGUAGCAUCUCUGACUUGGGUUGCUAAAUGUAUUUGAAAUUGUAUAAUUGAGUCAUUCAGCAAAGGAUAGCAGUAUCUUGGUUAAUUUCCACUGAAAGCUUCAGAAAGGCAUGGUUUAAUAUUUACCACAGAACUAUGCAGUAGAGUUGGAGUAAAGGAAAUGAUCGUACUGCUUUCUUGUCAUUUAGGCUAAAAGAAAGUGGAAAACUCAUGAAAUAUUGCCAAGAGAUUGUUAUGUGUUUGGUCCCUGGCUAAUGAGUUUGUUGUGUUGAAAUCACAGCUACUUUACACAUCUUUUCACAUUUCUUUCUUAGUUGUUGGCGCUGUUGGUCUUAAUAUGGAUUUAUGUAUUUUUGUGUGUGUGGUUUCCCUUCUUUGCACUCAUCUUUAGAGAUUGACUAAUACCUCAUUCUGUUUGUAAAAACAGCCAGUAAUUUCUGUGCAACCUUAUUAUGUGCAAUAUUUUUAAAUCCUAAGAAAUGUGUGCUUUUGUUUUCAGAUAGACCUAUUCCUUUAGUUCUGCACUUUUCCAUGUUAUACUCCAUAUGAGUAUUAAUCCUAUGGAUACACAUUAAAACUAGUAAAUAUCUCAUACACCUUUGUGAGUGAGAGAAAUAUAAUAUUUACAAUA